This is a messenger RNA of Alternaria infectoria, 1668 nucleotides long. RefSeq lists its product as uncharacterized. Gene Ontology annotation, cellular component: membrane. The coding region runs from base 1 to 1668 and encodes 555 amino acids. The transcript is spliced from 3 exons. Lineage: Eukaryota; Fungi; Ascomycota; Dothideomycetes; Pleosporales; Pleosporaceae. Gene Ontology annotation, biological process: transmembrane transport; carbohydrate transport. The record is from RefSeq and is a predicted model, not a curated record. Gene Ontology annotation, molecular function: carbohydrate:proton symporter activity.
AUGCCGCCACGUAUCAAGGAGUCCGAAAAUGGUGUUCCCACCUACUGGGGCAAGUCCGGCAGGGCCCUCCAGGUUCUCAUCACCAUCGUUGCUGUUACCGACUUCCUACUCUUCGGUUAUGACCAGGGUGUCAUGAGUGGAAUCAUCUCUGCUCCCGCCUUCCAAGAUGCGUUCCCUGAAGUCAAGGAUGACUCUACCUACGAGGGUUUCGUCGUCUCCAUCUAUGCCGUCGGUUGUCUGCUUGGUGCCAUCUUCGUCUUCAUCUUUGGUGACAAGCUUGGACGCCGCAAGAGUAUCUUCCUGGGUGCCGGAGUUAUGAUCGUCGGUGUCAUCAUUCAGAUUGCCUGCGUCCCUCCCAACAGUGGCGCUACCGCCCAGUUCAUCGUCGGACGAUGCAUUACUGGUGUUGGAAACGGUAUCAACACUUCUACCAUUCCCACCUACCAAGCUGAGUGCUGCAAGGCCAAGAACCGCGGUAAGGUUAUUUGCAUCGAGGGUUCCAUGGUUGCCAUUGGUACGCUCAUCGCCUACUGGAUCGACUACGGCUGUCUCUACGGUCCCGAUGACUUCACCUGGAGAUUCCCCAUUGCUUUCCAGUGUGUUUUCGCCAUGAUCGUCAUCGUUAUGAUGAUUUCGCUACCCGAAUCUCCUCGAUGGCUCCUCAACCACCAUCACGAAGACGAAGCCGCUACUGUACUGGCUGGUCUCAACGGUGUUGCCCGCGACGACCAAGAGGUCAUUGUCCAGAUGCAAGUCAUUCGCGAUGCAGUCAGCGCAUCUGGUGGUGGCGGCAAGGUCCCUACCAAGGCUCUUCUUACCGGUGGCAAGUCCCAGCACUUCCGUCGUGCUAUCCUCGGCGCUUCCUCGCAAUUCAUGCAACAAUUGUCCGGUUGCAACGCUGUCAUCUACUACUUCCCUAUUCUGUGCCAGAGCGCCUUGAACACCGACCACAACCUCGCCCUUCUUCUCGGAGGUGUCAACAUGAUCGUUUACGCCAUGUUCGCCGCUACCUCUUUCUACUUCGUUGAGCGUGUCGGCCGCAGAAAGUUGUACCUCAUCGGUACCGUCGGUCAGAUGACUGCCAUGAUCAUCACCUUUGCCUGCCUGCUCCCCGGUGGCGUGGAGAACGAGGACAACGAGGGACCUGCCAAGGGUGCCGCCGUCGGUCUGUUCUUGUACAUCGCCUUCUUCGGUGUCACGUGGCUCCCACUUCCCUGGUUGUACCCAGCUGAGAUCAACCCUCUCAAGACCCGCCAGAAGGCCAAUGCUUUUUCGACGAUCAACAACUUUAAGUUUUCCCGGCUAUGGAACUUCUUCAUUGUCAUGAUUACCCCCGUUUUGAUCACCAACAUCGGAUGGGGAACCUACCUCCUCUUCGCUGCUCUGAACGCCUCCUUCAUUCCCGUCAUCUACUUCUUCUACCCUGAGACUGCUGGUCGUUCCCUCGAGGAAAUUGACCUCAUCUUCGCCAAGGGUUACACCGAGAAGAUGAGUUACGUGCAAGCCGCCAAGCAGCUCCCCAAGAUGGACGAGGCUCAGAUCGCCGAAGCCGUUCGCCAGUACGACCUCUCCGACAGCGACGUCGAGAACCGCUCGGCUGCUGGAUCGCUCAAGGAGAAGCGUCAGCAAGACGAGGAGCUGAUGCCUCAGGCCGGAGGUCAGAUGUAA